Gregarina niphandrodes is the source of this 1002-nucleotide messenger RNA. RefSeq names its product putative reverse transcriptase family (RTs) from retroviruses protein. The annotation marks the transcript as partial. Lineage: Eukaryota; Apicomplexa; Conoidasida; Eugregarinorida; Gregarinidae. The transcript has a single exon. The record is from RefSeq and is a predicted model, not a curated record.
AUGUCCCAGUCUGGAGUCCCCAACCUGUUGGGCACGCCAGACGCCGAGCUGCUCGCACCCGCACCCACGAAGCGCCACGUCCUCUGCGCGAAAAGAGGCUAUCUGGAAGAACUGAGGUUAGCAGAGCCACGGUACCUGGAAAGUCCCGUAGUCAUCACCACCCCGACCGUAGUUGUUGAGACUAACUACGAAAGACAAAGAAGAAUCUUCGAGGAAGAGACCACGCACAUGGAGCCACGAAGCCGGUGGAAGCUGUGGAGCCUGCUGGAACGAUACCGCGACACCUGGGAGGAGCCCAAAGUUGCGAGAGUCAAGUACGCGGCCAGAUUCACAGUCCAUGGCAGGCCUUUCAAGGCGAGAGUACGGCACUACGAGCCGGAAAUGCGUGAGGAGCUCGAGAAGCAGGUUAAGAAGCAGCUCGAGUUAGGAGUCAUAAGACCUUCGAAGAGUGAGUGGGCCGCGGCUCCACACUUUGUCAAGAAGAAAACGGGAGAAUGGAGGUGCGUUAUAGACUACAGGCGGCUGAAUGCGUCGAUGGUGGCAGACUCCUACCCACUACCGCGCAUCUGGGACCACCUACGCCGUGCAGCCGGAAAGAAGUACUACUGCACGUUGGAUAUGAACAGCGGAUUCUGGAAUGUCCCGAUCGAGGAGGGGAGUAAGCCGUUGACGGCAUUCAUAACUCCGAUCGGGCUAUUCGAGUUCAACGUCAUCCCAUUCGGGGUAAAGAACUCACCUGCUGAGUUCCAGCGGGCCAUGGAUGCUUGUUUCGAGCCCUUACUCGGCGACGAUGCGUUUUGCUACAUCGACGAUAUCGUCAUUUGCGGCGACGACUUCGAGAGCGUGCUCGCAAAAGUGGAGCUCUUCCUGAAGCAAUGCAGGGAGACUGGGUUCUACCUGCGGCUCGACAAAAGUGAGUGGUUUAAGCGCCAGGUGAAGUACUUAGGACACGUGGUCGGCACGGAUGGUAUCAAGGUCCAGGAGAAGAAGACACAAACUAUC